GAUGUUAACAGCAUUAAGUUGGGGGAAAGGAGUUCGCUCACUGGUCGGGGAGUGAGGGCGACCUGGUCGGAUUGUACAAGUUUUCUUCCAUCUCAUCAUUCACCCCCAUCCCUACCCCCAACGACUCUCUCUCUCUCUCUCUCUCUCCCCCCCUCCCACCUCGGGGAGCAAUGGUCUGCGGAUAUGGGGCUCUGCUUGGGGUCGGAUGCGAGCGCUGAGGAGCGCGAGGCGCGGAUACGCAGCGAGAAAAUCGACCGCGCGUUAUACGAGUUCGCCAAACAAGAGUUCAACGUAGUGAAAAUCCUACUUCUGGGUGCAGCGGAGAGUGGGAAGAGCACUCUGGUCAAACAGAUGAAGAUCAUCCACAGUCAUGGGUUCAGCGAUGAAGAACUUGCAAGUUUCAAGGUAACGACUCAGAGAGAGAGAGAGAGCGCGAGAAAGAGAGGAAAAAAAGACGCAGUGUGA
This is a messenger RNA of Callorhinchus milii (elephant shark), 465 nucleotides long. RefSeq names its product guanine nucleotide-binding protein G(o) subunit alpha-like. Bases 184 to 465 code for a protein of 93 amino acids. Gene Ontology annotation, cellular component: heterotrimeric G-protein complex. Gene Ontology annotation, molecular function: GTPase activity; G protein-coupled receptor binding; G-protein beta/gamma-subunit complex binding. Gene Ontology annotation, biological process: adenylate cyclase-modulating G protein-coupled receptor signaling pathway. The transcript is spliced from 2 exons. The record is from RefSeq and is a predicted model, not a curated record. NCBI's taxonomy places the organism in Eukaryota, Metazoa, Chordata, Chondrichthyes, Chimaeriformes, Callorhinchidae.